CACCUUGACACGGAUUUAACAUGAAUGUGGACUUAUAAAAUUUUAAGGAUUCGGACGUCCACUUUUAUGGAGGGCAGUAGAAGAUGUUGAAAUGCAUAUAUUUCAACUAUGUUUGUUUUUAGGAAAUAUAGCGCUUUUAAUAAAUGUGGGAGACCAGAUACAUUUGAUGACCUUCAAUAACCCAAGUUUAUUUAAAUAUAAUGAAGUCAGCCCAAGAAAUAUUGUCAUCCUGUGUAGAUUAUUCUCGAGUAACGUGGUUACAUCCCUUAAAAAAUGUUCGCAACCACUCUAUGGUCAUGGUUUUGAUCAGUUAACGGGUAAUAAAUUUGGUCAGUUUUAUGAAAACCUAUGUGUUACGGGAUACAGCCUACAAGUAGACGACCUCAAUUUCACUAGCAAAACCUCGAAGAAUGAUGUCUAUGGGUUUUUCUUUCUUUCCGAAAAUAAAUUAAAGGGUUAUGUAAAUAUUUCAUCUUCAGAAAUAUAUCCAUCAGGUUUUACUAUUCUCAUCGAAUCCAUAAAUCAAGAAUUAGGACUAAACGACACUAAUUCAGUUCACUCUACUACUAUGUGCCAUUUAUUCAGUGCCACGUACAACUCCACUAUUUUUCCUUUAAAGGUUACGAUCUUCGAAAACGGUACUAAAGCAUCUUCAAAUGUUCAAAGAUGGAGUCAAAUUUCACCAAGUAGAAAUAAUUCGACAUUUCAUUCUUUCAAUUAUACUAUUAACUCAACAUCAUCUACCAAUGUUCAAUUAUUUGAUUCACAUUAUCGUAACAACAACAUAGCCAGAAGAGUGAAACGCUCCUCUAUAUCAAUGACAAAUACCUCAAUUUUGGAUACAUUACAUGUUUUCCAUCGUCCCGGUGAAUCGCAGCCAUAUGUGGUGGAGUUGUUUAUGGUUGUGGAUGAAACUAUGGUUGCAGAAUUUCGUGGACAAUAUCAUCAAUUGAUUUCUCGUAUUAAUAUGAUUAUUGCACUUGUAAAUAAGUUGUUUGCUCCAUUCAACAUUGUAACAGUUAUUGUUCGUUUAGAAAUUUGGGAACAGGAUCGUGUUAGUUUAAAAGUUGAAGAACAUCAUCUGCUCACUGCAUUAGCUCAAUUUAAACGAAUGUAUGCUAAUGUGCGUCAUGAUUGCUUGCAUGCUCUAUUAGGUACAAAAGAACAAGGCUCACGAACACGUGGAAAAGCUAAUCAUAUGACCAUGUGUAUUUAUUCGCGUUGUGUUGGUUACAGUAGAGUAUCACCAACACUUGAUAUUAUUGAAACAGCUCGCACUAUCGCACAUGAACUUGGACAUAAUUUCGGUUUAAGACAUGAUACUGAAGAAUGUGAAUGUCAAGGUUGUAUAAUGGCUACUGGUGUAGAAUUUGGCACAACAGUUAUGAAAUGGUCACCAUGUUCUAUAAGAGAUUUACCAGGUCUAUUAAACCAUGGAAUGGGUGUUUGUUUACAUGAUUUGCCUGCUAGUGGGAGUGUAACAAUUAAUUCUUUCGUACCAAACUCUAAAACAUCUACACAUAGAAAGAAUAACAAUAAUGAUAAUAACAAUAUAAGUAUUCCAAGUGUUGUACAUAUUUAUGAUUGGCAAAGUGAAGCGAAACGAAUUCCAGUUAGUCGUGUAUUAACUAUAAGACAACGUCAUUCUGCCUCAUCUGUUGAGAAAUAUUCAAAUGGAUUAUGUGGAAAUGGGGUGUUGGAUCCUGGUGAAGAAUGUGAUUGCGGUACACAAACUUCAUGUCCAGAAAAGUGGCAAGCCUGUUGUGACCCAGUACGUUGUCGAUUACGUGGUAAUUCUCAGUGCGCUGGUGGUCCAUGUUGUGAUAUUAUUAAAAAAAAUUCCCUGGAAAAUGUGAAUCAAUCAGCAUCUUUUUAUUGUAAAUUAAAAUCUUCCGGAACUAUCUGUCGUAAUGAAUCUGGUACUUGUGACUUACCGGAAUAUUGUGAUGGUCGUAGUCAAUGGUGCCCAGCCGAUGUAUACAAAAUCGACGGUGAAUUAUGCUAUACCGAUGAAGGUCGUCGUGCUCAUUGUAUUCGUGGUGGUUGUCGUGAAGCAGAUGGUUGGUGUCGUGUAUUAUGGGGUAAAACUGCCAGACUUGCUGAUAAAUAUUGCUUUUAUGAAAAUGAAGUAAAGAGUAGAAAAUCUAAUGUCGAUUCUGUAGCAAAUUGUGGCGUACACCGACCAUUAUCUAAAAAUCGAUGGGAAGAUGUAAAAACGUGGACAGGAAUAGCUUGUGAAACAUGGCAUGAUACGUCCUGUGGACGAUUAUGGUGUCAUCAUCAAAAUGAAAAAGCUAUGCUUCUUGGUUGGAUUCAGUCACAAACACGUGUUAUUCACUCAUCUGGUCGAUCAUGUUCUGCACUAGUUUAUGAUCCAGUUUGGCCAGCUUCAGAUCCUACCACUUGGGACGAGAACAAAUUAGUUCAAAUUAAUGCGAAUGGUGCAGGUGUUGGACUUUAUUCAGCAAAUACACAAGAUGCUGGGAUGGUUCCUGAUGGGACACCUUGUUCUCGAGGCUUUUGUUACAAUGGUACUUGUAAAACAAUCGAUAAUGUUCGUCCACUGUAUUCAUGUUAUUGCAAUGGUCGUGGCAUUUGUAAUAAUUUAGGACAUUGUCAUUGUUCACCCGGUUAUAAACCACCUUACUGUGAAGAAGAUGGAAAUGGUGGCAGUGUAGACAGUGGGCCGCCUCCAAUAAGUAGGAUCAAGGAUAACACAUUACUUGUUGUAAUAUGCAUCCUUUUCUUUGUGAUUUUACCUCUCAUUGGAUUUGGCGUAUACUAUGUAUUUAUACGUUCUGGUAGAUGUUUAGUGAGCACAUCAAAGGAGUUUAUUUAUACAAGUAGUGGCUUACGUAAACCAUGUGAUAAAAAUUGUACAGAAUGCUUUUGUCAACUAUUCAGUUUCCUAGUAUCUUUCACAGAACUAUUCACAAGAUCUAGUCGUACAACAGUAAUCGAUGGUAGUAAUACAAUCAUUGUGUCAAAAAUGACAAAGCCGAAAAUUCAAAACAAAGUGAUAGACUCGAAAAGCCGUACCCCUUACUUGCAUUCGCAGCCUUCGAUUCAAAAGUCACAGAGAAUAAGGGAUUCAUCAACGGUCAAACCAAUGGUUACUGCAAUGUCACAUCCAAUGGUAAACUAUCAAACGGUUCUUACAGACCAGUUAAACCAAAAACAGUCAGCUUUGAACCAGUGCCCUCUAAGAAAACAACUUCCAAUUUCAAUGGAGUCAAAACAACUUGCUCACAAAACACCUUGUUCACUAGUUCAUCAACAGAAAAUAGCACAAAAGCAGCAAACAAAUAUCACCGCACAGGUUCGAAAAGAGAAAUUCCAACUUUAGUUUCUAGAAAUGAUAAAAACUGCAUCAUCAAGGAAGAUAAUAAAGAAACAAUCCCAACUAGUCACCUGAAGUUUACUAAAUUCGAUAGUCAACAUCUCUCCACCGCUUUUGAACAUCAUCAACAACAUUUACACUCGAACAUUACAUCUAUAAAGCCAACUACAUUCAUUUCAGAACCCCGACUUGAAACAAUGACUUAUGAAGGACCAAUGUGUUCUUUAAAUGAUCCAGUUAUAAUUAAUACAUUACAACGUAAAUCUAAAAACACACUUGAUAAUCAAUCAAAAUCUGCUUCAUUUACUAAUUCUCAAUCAUCUAUUAAUAAACAAAAUUGUCAACAGAAGACAAUCACUAAUCAACACCUUACAACGCAACCACUGACAACAACAGUUGUAACAGGUGGACGUCAACCACUUUCAUCGAAAGAUAUAUCUGAGCCAUUAUUACAAGCAACUACAUAUAACGAAAGUUUAUCGGAUCUAAAAACAGCUAGAUUGAGAUUAUCACAGAAAGAAUUUGAACUUUGAUUAUUAUUUUCCGUUAGUCGUCUGUCCGUUGAUGGGUUUCUCACAUUUAUUGUUUAGAAUUCUGAUCUAUUCCCAUUAAAUGUUGUUUUCUCGCAAUUCAUUCCAAUAGAAAAUGAAUAUAUUAAUAAUAAGGGAAAUAUCUACUAUGAGAAUUAAACAUUUACAUUGUACGAAAUACACCAAUAUAGUUAUUAUUUUCAAUAAAUGUGAUAAUCUAGUCGUGUUGCUUUUUUGUGGUUUUAUCUUUAUUCGAUUCGGAUCGUAUUUAUUUAAAUAGUAAUGAUUCAUUUAUUGAUAUUAAUCGAUGAACUCUCUUGAAAAGUUGACGUAUAGUUGGAUAUUCCAGGCCGAAUUCAACUCAGGCUGAUAGAGAUUAUUAUGUAAGUGAUUUUGUUUUUAUAAAAGAUAAUCUCUUGUUUUUGUGUGUAUUUGCUGAUGUGAUGAAUUUCACUUUCUUGUUCUUAUAUAUCUAACACAAUUCGCUUGUAUACAACUAAUUGUUCUACUUAUCUUCCAAUCAACAUUCAUUAUAAUAAUAAUAUUAUUCUGGUGUGAAAUAACCUUCAUGUUCAUUUUAAAGUCCACUUUACUUAUAGAACUAAUGGAAACAAUGAUCAAUUGGUUAUCAGUGAUAUAAACAUUUAUAUAUUUGCUUAUGUGUGUUGUUAUUGUAUUUAUCUUAGAACUUUCCGCUUUUAUAGAUGACUGCUCUUGAAUUCUUACUUAAUUUGAAUGUCAAAAUUAACGAUCUGUGACAUGUUACAUAUAAAAAUUAGUAAAAAUGUCGAUUAAAUUCUUGCCUCCCUACUUUUCAAAUAUUCUCUAAUUGCCUUUUUUGUUACAAAAAUAUUUAUUAUAAUAUAUUUAAUAAAAGUAUUUUCAAGCAAUCCAAUGAGUUAUUACAUGUGUACUGAGUGAAAUGGUAGAAGUUAUAAGUCAACAAUCGUCAUAUAACACAUAACUAGUGAUGUAAAAAAUUUCAGCUACCAUAUUUGUUUAUUUAUUCUUUUUAAUUAUGAUGAUGAUACGUACUUCAUGCUCAGGUUUUGUUUUUUAAUCUUAUAUUUAUGUGUAAGCGGAAUUAAUUUACCUCUUUAGUCGCCUUCAUCAAUCAGCAGAUUAAAAAUAUAUAUAUAGUGUGAAA
This is a messenger RNA of Schistosoma intercalatum, 5017 nucleotides long. NCBI's taxonomy places the organism in Eukaryota, Metazoa, Platyhelminthes, Trematoda, Strigeidida, Schistosomatidae. The record is from the annotation of a GenBank genome assembly.